UCUACUCUCUACUUCCAGAAAAAAUUGAUUUAUUUGAUUGUCCGAAACAACAAUUGGAAACAACAAUUCGAAUGGAUGAUGGAUGAUAUUUGCUAAAAAAUUUUUGAUUCUGUUGUAGAACCCUGGCUAGGAAGAUUAUUCUUUCAUGGGAGCGAGUUUUGAAAUGCAUGACAUAAAAUUUGAUAUCUGAAUAGCUUGUCUGUUAUAUUGAAAAAUCAUCGAAGUGUGCUGCAUGCCAAUUCGAAACUUCAAACCCUUAAUGCAUUUUUAACAUAUUCUGGCAUUAAAGAGGCAUAUUGAUCAAUAUAUUGCUGCAUAUAGGUCACCAUCCCUUCUUUGCUGUAAUUUGUAUUCUGUUAAAUUGCAGAUCAUACAGAAGCAUUGGGAGAUACUGCUCCGAUAACAUGGUCGACAAAGUGCCAUUCACUAUGUAUUCCCAUGACGGAUACGCAAAGAUCGUCUUCAAAUCAGACAGCUCAAUUACACGGUCAGGCUUUGUAGUGGCAUACGAGUUAAAAAGCAAAUCAUUAUCAAGGAUGGGUGUUUACCCCAGUUCCAUGUGCCAUAACACUGGCUCGUCUUCAGCAGCAAUUUACUAUUCCGCUGGUUGGCCGUCAGGUUACUUAUCAAGUAGCACUCCAUGUUGGAAAAAGCAUUACUCCGGUAAUUUUUCCUUGAGGGUUGCUGUUAUGGAUGUUUCAUUGUACAGAAGAUCUUCUUUCUACUGUUACUCAACUGAUCCCCACUUUGAAGUAAAAGCUUCUUCGAUGAGCUACUCUUCGAACACAUCGAUCCAUUCUUAUGGCACUUCUGUUAGUGGCAGGAUCUGCGGAACAAAGUCACCAACGUUUUACACCGCCAAGAAAAGCUAUGUUUACUUCUACUACCACAGACCACUGUCUAUGUUUACUUCGUCUUCUACCUAUCGAGGAAUCAUGAUAGGCUACAUGGCGUACAGUGAAAGGUCGUCCUCUCCUCCAUUGGCCACUGCAUCUUUUGCAGUUGUUAUUUCUGCCGCCGUAGGAAGUGCUGUUGCUAUAUUGGUAUGGCUGCAGUAGUCUUUGCCACAGACCCAGUCG
Messenger RNA from Rhopilema esculentum, 1079 nucleotides. RefSeq lists its product as uncharacterized. Lineage: Eukaryota; Metazoa; Cnidaria; Scyphozoa; Rhizostomeae; Rhizostomatidae. The record is from RefSeq and is a predicted model, not a curated record.